AUGAGAGAAGACAGUGCUGACUGUGCUACGCAUUCCUUGCCCGAAGGGCUCGCAGUUAUUGCCGCUCCACUGCUGUACACCGGCAUGAAGGACACAGAGGACUUCGUCCAAGAAGCAAUCAAAUCUCAAAGAAAAAUGCGGUCAGAGAGGGAAGCGGCGAACAACUGUCACCCGAAGCAGGACUCCGUGGUCGGCUCCAGCUUGUUCAACCUCUUGUUGUUAGUGAUUGCCACAACAUCGUUGACGCUCUCGUCGCUGUUCAUGUUCGAGUCCAUACACGCUCCGACUCAUUAUCUUUCAGAGAGCUUUGUCGGCCUCGUGCUCAUGCCGUGCGUACUGGCCUCCCUGGAGAGCGCCACCGAUGCGCUUCGAUCGCGGCAAGGCAUGGUCUGGGUGGCGGAGGGGGCCUUUGGAGCUACCAUUCGCGUGUCUCUAUGUGUGCUUCCCGUCGCCGUACUACUGGGUUGGGCCGUGGGGAAGGAAAUGGACAUGGUCUUGGAUGGCUUUCAAGUGGCAAUACUGACACUGUCCGUUUUGAUGGUCAAUCAUGUGAUCAACAGUAUCUCCGUGCAUUGGCUGCAAGGAUCCAUGUUUCUUGCUUCCUUUCUAAUCUUCGCUGUUGCCGCGUUUUAUUACCCUAAUAAGGCGUAG
This is a messenger RNA of Beauveria bassiana ARSEF 2860, 651 nucleotides long. RefSeq names its product vacuolar calcium ion transporter /H(+) exchanger. Gene Ontology annotation, molecular function: calcium:proton antiporter activity. The record is from RefSeq and is a predicted model, not a curated record. Gene Ontology annotation, biological process: intracellular calcium ion homeostasis; calcium ion transmembrane transport. The transcript has 2 exons. Gene Ontology annotation, cellular component: fungal-type vacuole membrane. The coding region runs from base 1 to 651 and encodes 216 amino acids. NCBI's taxonomy places the organism in Eukaryota, Fungi, Ascomycota, Sordariomycetes, Hypocreales, Cordycipitaceae.